This is a messenger RNA of Effrenium voratum, 1953 nucleotides long. Lineage: Eukaryota; Dinophyceae; Suessiales; Symbiodiniaceae. The record is from the annotation of a GenBank genome assembly.
AUGGAUGGAGCGUCCCCGCCAAGCCGCGGUUGUUUCAGCAGGUUGCGAACCCAACUGAAAGAGCCACAUGGUCACUCAGGGCAUUCUUAUCUUCGUAAAUUUCGCUUUGCUUUGUCCUUGUUCAGCCUGUUCCACAUUCUAGCCAUCAUCGGGUCUGCGAAAGAUGUCUACCUGGAGAAAUUCGGCGCGGAUGCAACUGCAAUCGGCCUCCUCUUCUCCGUCCUCUCAUUUUGGAGCCCUUUCACGGAAUUCCUGGUGGGCCACCUGCAGGACAGAGGCAUGCUGUCUCGCUUCUUCCCCAUCGAGCGCUGGGGCAAACGAGCCCCGUGGCUCUUGACGCACUGCAUCAUCGCGGCCUGUGCGGCCAGUGUGGUCUUCAUGCCGCCCAGCCGCUCGGUGGGUGCGCAGCGCAGGCUGCAGGUAGCGACGUUGAUGCUGGCCUACUGGGGCGCCGCAUCCUGCGUCAUCGCCUUUGAAUCUGCUCGUCAGGAGAUUUAUCCCUACAAGGAGGAGCGAAUCGUGGUGGAAGGCCUUUGUAAGUACACCUGCAUGAUGGGCGGCGGCUGUGGAGCCAUCCCCGUCCUUGUCCUGUUGGCCGACGCCUCCAUGUUGAACCGCUUGGCCUUCGUCUUCUACAUCCUUUUGUUCGGUUUGGUGAGCCUCGAGGCGGUGCCCAUCUUCCGAGAGGCGAAGGUGGAGCCCAAGGCGGCGGAGGCUGAGGAGCCGGGUGAUGUCGGCAGUGUGCUGGACAUCCUGAGGGAGGUGAUGCCAGGCAGAGGAAAGGAGCCCAACAUGGCCUUCCGGCACCUCAUGGCCGUGAAGUUUUGGCACGGCGCCUAUGGCGCGUCCAUAGGGAGCACGCUCUUCUACUACGUCACGUACAACCUACGACUCGGUGGCUGGGAGCGCAUGCAGGUCAUUGUGGGGGGCGGCCUCAUAGCGGGCGUCACUGAAGUGAGCCUCAACCUGAUCUACAUGCGAAUGUUCAGCGCCGGUGAUGGCAGGCAGGACAUGAGCGGAAAGACGGACAGACAUCUCCUGCGGUUUGUCGUGUUCUGCCGACUGUGCAAUGCAGUUGCCACGUUUUUCAUCAUUGGCUGGGCCGAUGCUUCCAUCCUGAUGGUCUUCCUUUGGGCUUUCACCACCCGCCUGGGUCUGGCCAGCUUCUCCUUCUGGCGGGUGUCCGCACAGUGCUGGCUGGUGGACGAGGACUGCAUCUUCGGGGCCGUGCCGGGCCGCAGGCGCCAAGGCGUCAUCUUCGGAGCGCUGGCCAUGACGCAGAACUUCGCAGGCGCGAUCUUCUCCUCCAUGACCUUCUUGGGCUUGGGCCUGGCUGGCCUGGAGACCGUGAACUGCGAGGCCCAGUGCAAGCAUCUCUCGAACACUCUGGUGGACUCCAGCGGCGUGGUGAAGGAGUGCAUAGAGACCUGCUUUCUGGGAGUGAUCGAGCAGCAACCUGACAGCUUGCGCUGGUACGUCCGUGCUGUGAUUGGCAUGUGGGCGCCGCUUUGCGAGCUCUUGAUCGCCUUCCACGCAUGGAAGUUCCCUAUCAAGGGGGCAAGGUUGCGGCGGCUGUACGCCGGCAUUUGCCAGAGCCGUGGGGAGGAAAUCAGCCUCAAGCCCCAAGAUUCCGGGACUCCCCACACUGGACGGUCCAAGAUCGUUCUCAGCGUCGAGGCGGCCAAGAGCAAUGGUGGAAGGGUGCAGCGGACCAAAUCCGACGGCAACGGCUUGCUGUGGAGGUUAGCACACACCACCGCAAUGGUGGACUCCUGGCCAGGGGCCAAAUCCCUUUCCGUCUUCUUCGAUGUCAACGAGGCUGGCCCGCGAGACAAAGUCACCAGCUCGGGCGUGGGCAUUUCCGAGGGGGACGAGGUGCCGCAGGAGGACCCACAUGAUGAGAAGGGCUCCGUUUGGGCCGAAGUGGUGCCAGCGACGCGGGUGAGUCUUUAG